UUCUCGCGCAGACCGUGAUUGCGGUUCAUAUAACAGAUCCAACAUCUUCCUUCUUCCGUGUUACGACAGGCUAGGACCAUGGCUGGCCCAUCUCGCCCCGAGCUGGUCUUUGAACGGAUGGAUAUUAAAAUUGAAACAUCCUCAAGCCCACCGACAACCAAGGCCACUAUGAGCAAGGAUACGGCCGCAGUCGAGAAGAAGGAUCUCAAGCCGGUUAAAACCAAGAUGCGCAUCAAAAAGACUGACGUCCGCCAGUGCCGGUUGUGUUUGAGGGUUGUCCCACGGGAUGAUGUCCAGGAUACUAGAACCAACGAGUCGGACAUCCGCCAGAAGAUCCUGGACGCCGUUGGGGUCAGGAUUAACGCCAACGACAAGGUGAGAUCGGUAUGCAUCAACUGUCAGCUGGUGGUGGAUAUGAUCAACGAGUUCCGGAUGACCUGUCGGAAGGCCGAUUUGCUACACAGUACGAAACUGUUGAUGAUGCAUCCGGGAAGUUGGUUGAGCGAAGAGAACAAAGGCACGUUGCAGGUGUGUCAUAAGUUGAUUAAACGGAACCGAGCUGAGAUGGAUGGGUUGUUCAAGUGCUCCCGGGUUGGAGAUGGAGAUAUUCGGUUACUGUCGAAAGGGAAAGAGAAGGAAGUGGUGCUGGAAGAGAUGCAGCAUACGGAAGUAAAGGUAGAAAAGAUGAACGAUAAUGAACAGGGAACAAGCGAUCAAUGCGGGAUAAAUCUAAGGCAAUCGCAGCGAAGGAUUAUGUGCGAUAUAUGCGGAAUGUUGAUUCGAAAAUGUAAUGUAGAAAACCACCUGAACAUACACUUGGGCAUCAAACCGUACCGGUGCUCCCAAGAGGGAUGUGAGACAAUGUUCUACAGCAAAAUUAAUAUGAAUCAGCAUGUAGCAUUGGUGCAUCAUAAGGAUCGCCAGCGGCACGAGUGCAAAUUAUGCCACCGGAUGAUCAAGGGCAGAGUGGGUCUCCAAGCCCACAUAAGAGCGCAACAUUCCAACAAGGCUAAACACCCACUCAAGACCGAAUGCAGCAUUUGCGGGAAGAUGUACUACAAGAUGUAUAUAAAGGAUCACAUGGCCACACAUACGGGAGAUCUUCCCUACGAGUGCGAAUUUUGCGACAGGAAGUUUGCUGCCAAUAACAACUGGUUAUUCCACAGGAAAAAGUACCAUCAGGAUGAGCUGAACGCACAAUAUUCGGCAGAUAAUACGUCAGAACAUAAAAGACCUUUACAAUAGACUGUUAAAUAAGUUCAACAUCUGAUUAGUUAAUUUACCACACAGAAUAUUUAAUCCACAAAAUUACA
This is a messenger RNA of Ochlerotatus camptorhynchus, 1313 nucleotides long. RefSeq names its product zinc finger protein 431-like. Lineage: Eukaryota; Metazoa; Arthropoda; Insecta; Diptera; Culicidae. The record is from RefSeq and is a predicted model, not a curated record. The transcript is spliced from 2 exons. Gene Ontology annotation, cellular component: nucleus. Bases 79 to 1245 code for a protein of 388 amino acids. Gene Ontology annotation, molecular function: zinc ion binding.